AUGAUACAGGGCUAAAUCGACCCUUGUGUCGUUUUGGUCGUUGUCACUCCCUCCAAAGGCCCUCCAAAGGCUAUACACCGAGAGGUUUCCAUGUAUAUUGCUUAUUUCAAUGACAUGACCUAACAAAGCCUUUUCCGAUCUCUCUCAAGCCUUUUUAAACUCUUCAUAAUCUCUGCUUUCUUGCUCUCCCUCUUCUUUUGAUUUUUGUUGGAGAGGAAGAUGGGCAUGACCAUGGCGGAUGCGUUCGACGAUGAGUGCGAUUAUCUUUUUAAGGCGGUGAUGAUCGGCGAUUCGGGUGUUGGUAAGACGAAUCUCCUAUCGAUGUUCUCCCGAGGCGAAUUCCGUCUUGAUUCCAAGCCCACUAUCGGGGUUGAAUUCGCUUACCGAAACGUUCGUGUUGGAGAUAAGCUCAUAAAAGCGCAGAUAUGGGACACUGCCGGCCAAGAACGAUUUAGAGCAAUCACCAGCUCUUAUUACAGAGGUGCUCUGGGCGCCUUGCUAGUCUAUGACAUAACACGGCGGGCCACAUUCGAAAAUCUAAAGAAGUGGCUGCGAGAGCUCCGUGAGUUGGGUGAUUCCCAGAUGGUGAUCAUGCUCGUGGGGAACAAAUCUGAUUUGGGCCACAAGAGGAAUGUGAAUGAAGAAGAAGGGCGGAUGCUUGCUGAACAAGAAGGGAUCUUUUUCAUGGAAACAUCGGCUUUUGAGAAUACGAAUGUAGAAGAGGCAUUUGUGCAAAUGAUUACCCAAAUUCACCAAGUAACCAGCCAGAAAAGCCUCGAUGCGAAGGUCACUGAAACGACCGCACCUUGUGCUGGCCAAAUAAUUCUCAAUGUAGAUGAAGUAUCAGCGACUAAAAAGGCCGGUUGUUGCUCUCAGUGAAUGGUUUAAAAGGACACGGAGACAUGUAAAUUUGGUUUUUACUUGAAAUGAUUACAAUUGAUUUACAAGGAUCAUAAACCAGGCGAAUGUUAUAUUUCCA
Messenger RNA from Magnolia sinica, 979 nucleotides. RefSeq names its product ras-related protein RABA6b-like. Gene Ontology annotation, cellular component: endosome. Lineage: Eukaryota; Viridiplantae; Streptophyta; Magnoliopsida; Magnoliales; Magnoliaceae. The record is from RefSeq and is a predicted model, not a curated record. Gene Ontology annotation, molecular function: GTP binding; GTPase activity. The coding region runs from base 220 to 879 and encodes 219 amino acids. The transcript is spliced from 2 exons.